This is a messenger RNA of Heterostelium album PN500, 234 nucleotides long. RefSeq lists its product as uncharacterized. The transcript is spliced from 2 exons. The coding region runs from base 1 to 234 and encodes 77 amino acids. The record is from RefSeq and is a predicted model, not a curated record. Lineage: Eukaryota; Evosea; Eumycetozoa; Acytosteliales; Acytosteliaceae.
AUGACACAUCCAAUCCUUCAGUUAACACCAGAAUUAAAUUUCGAUUCAUCAAUCAAAAAACUCGGUUCAUUAGUUCAAUCAAAUCAAAUAUUCAAGAAUCAACGGGUAUCUGGAAUCAAUGGAAACAGUUCAAUUGGUCAAUCAUCUAAUUCAACUGAAUCACUUAUUAAUUUGAACAUUUUCGCCAGUGUCUUAGGUAUCUUGGGUAUUAAAGUUUGUGCUUCUGUAUUGUAA